Messenger RNA from Solanum tuberosum (potato), 2179 nucleotides. Its product is annotated as ATPase family AAA domain-containing protein 3-like. NCBI's taxonomy places the organism in Eukaryota, Viridiplantae, Streptophyta, Magnoliopsida, Solanales, Solanaceae. Bases 122 to 2023 code for a protein of 633 amino acids. Gene Ontology annotation, cellular component: mitochondrion. The transcript has 8 exons. Gene Ontology annotation, molecular function: ATP binding; zinc ion binding; ATP hydrolysis activity. The record is from RefSeq and is a predicted model, not a curated record. Gene Ontology annotation, biological process: mitochondrion organization.
ACCCUGAACCUUACAGACAUUUCAUGGCUUCUUCCUUGUGCAUCUUUUCUUCUCCAUCAAGCCACACUAACUGAAGAAAAAUCCCUACAAUUCUUCUCAUCGCCUACAAUCUCAAUCCGUAAUGGGAAAAACCUAUGCAGCAGGGCUAUUUGCAGCCCUAGCUUCUGCCAAAUUUGGUACAGAAACUGCUUAUGCCGAUGGUAGUUUCAAUUUCUCUCCGUUUUCCACUUCUUCUUCUACUAAUGCCGCACCGAGUGCUCCUGCUGAUGUUCCUAAGCCACCUCGGCCGACAGCGGAAGCUCCUGAAAAGCCAAAGGUUCGAAAUGAUAAUCCCAGGACUACUUCAGCUGGUUUUGAUCCGGAGGCAUUGGAGAGAGGGGCCAAGGCGUUGAGGGAGAUUAAUAGUUCCAAAAGUGCCAAACAGGUUUUUGAUGUGAUUAAAAAGCAAGAAGAGACGAGGCAAGCAGAGUUAACUGCAAAAAUGCAAGAGUUUAAAGCAUUGCAAGCUCAAGCUGAGAUGGAGAGACAAAGGGUUGUAUACGAUGAACAGAAGAAACUAGCUCAGCAACAGGCACAAAUCAAGUCACAGAUGGCUCGAUAUGAAGAUGAAUUAGCAAGGAAAAGGAUGCAGGCAGAAAAUGAGCAUCAAAGAGCUAGAAAUCAGGAGUUGGUAAAAAUGCAAGAGGAAUCAGGUAUGAGACAAGAGGCUGCUAGACGAGCAACAGAAGAACAAAUCCAAGCGCAGCGCCGACAGACAGAGAGAGAAAAGGCAGAGAUAGAACGUGAAACUAUUAGAGUGAGAGCUAUGGCAGAAGCCGAGGGGAGAGCGCAUGAAGCAAAGCUGGCUGAGGAUGUUAACAGAAGAAUACUAGUGGACCGUGCAAAUGCUGAAAGGGAGAAAUGGAUUGCCGCGAUUAAUACGACUUUUGAGCACAUUGGAGGUGGUUUCCGGGCAAUACUAACGGAUCAAAAUAAGCUUGUUGUGGCUGUUGGUGGUGUGACAGCUCUCGCGGCUGGAAUAUACACAACAAGGGAAGGUGCAAGAGUUGUUUGGAGUUAUGUGGACAGAAUAUUGGGACAGCCAUCUUUGAUCAGAGAGUCAUCUAGAGGUAAAUAUCCCUGGUCGGGCUUCUUCUCACGAGCCAUGAGUUCUCUCAAAGGUGCUAAUGGAGGUUCCGCAACCAAAUCUGAGAAAGGGUUUGGUGAUGUCAUUCUACAUCCAUCUCUUGAAAAAAGGAUUCAGCAGUUAGCCAAUGCCACUGCUAAUACCAAAGCUCAUCAAGCUCCAUUUCGCAACAUGCUCUUUUAUGGCCCUCCAGGAACAGGGAAGACAAUGGUUGCUAGAGAGCUUGCUCGCAGAUCGGGACUUGACUACGCAUUGAUGACGGGUGGUGACGUUGCUCCGUUGGGAUCACAGGCUGUCACCAAAAUACAUCAGUUAUUUGACUGGUCCAAAAAGUCCAAAAAGGGUUUAUUACUUUUUAUUGACGAAGCAGAUGCAUUUUUGUGCGAGCGAAAUAAAACCUACAUGAGUGAAGCUCAGAGGAGUGCCCUCAAUGCACUCCUUUUCCGCACUGGUGAUCAGUCAAAAGAUAUAGUCCUUGCCUUAGCUACUAAUCGGCCUGGUGAUCUUGAUUCAGCUGUUGCUGAUCGUAUUGAUGAAGUCAUCGAAUUCCCUUUGCCUGGUGAGGAUGAGCGCUUCAAGCUGAUCAAACUGUAUCUGGAGAAAUAUAUAUCUCAAGCUGGGGAAAGGAAACCUGGCUUGUUCUCUAACUUAUUCAAGAAACAGCAGCAAAAAAUAGAGAUAAAAGGUUUGACAGAUGAUAUUCUGAGAGAAGCCGCAGCCAGGACGGAGGGAUUUUCAGGCAGAGAGGUCGCAAAAAUGAUGGCUGGCGUUCAAGCUGCUGUAUAUGGGACUGAGGACUGUGUAUUAGAUGCUAACUUGUUUCGUGAAGUGGUAGAUUACAAAGUUGCAGAACAUCAGCAGAGGAGGAAAUUAGCUGCAGCUGAGGGUGACAAGUGAAGAGGUUUUUUCCUUUAGAUGAUUUUUGUCAAAGAAGUUGAUCAAGGGUGCGGUGUCUUCUCAGAAAAUUAUUACCGACAUUCAAAGAAUGGUUUUUAUUCUUUUCUCAAUUAUUUGGGAAAUUUUGGCUUCUUACAAGUUAACAGUUCCAUUGUA